Racocetra fulgida is the source of this 125-nucleotide messenger RNA. NCBI's taxonomy places the organism in Eukaryota, Fungi, Glomeromycota, Glomeromycetes, Diversisporales, Gigasporaceae. The record is from the annotation of a GenBank genome assembly.
AGUUUUUGUAUAACGAAUGCAACUUACAGGCAGUAAACCUUUUACCAGAGUUUUUGCACAACAAAUGUGACUUACAGACAGAGAACCUUUUACCAGAGUUUUUGCACAACAAAUGCGACUUAUAG